Messenger RNA from Sphaeroforma arctica JP610, 1263 nucleotides. RefSeq lists its product as hypothetical. Gene Ontology annotation, molecular function: hexosyltransferase activity. The record is from RefSeq and is a predicted model, not a curated record. Gene Ontology annotation, cellular component: Golgi membrane. The coding region runs from base 1 to 1053 and encodes 350 amino acids. Lineage: Eukaryota; Ichthyosporea; Ichthyophonida. The transcript is spliced from 3 exons.
AUGAAACAUCACAAGUCCAUAAAGGUAGAACACCAGCUUAAACCAGAAACCCUACAAAAAGAGUCGAAAGAACGGCCGCCAGCGAUACGCUUAGAGCCUGCAAUAACUCUUCCACAAAACACGAGUGUGUCGCUGUUGCAGAACAAAAAUCGGACAGUGCUACUCGGAGUGUUUUCUCAUGCUUGUGAGCUCGAAGCCCGUCGCCGCACUCGUAUUCGUAACACGUGGGCUGCAAAGCUUCCGGACCAGGUCCGUAUGAUUUUUGUACUAUGCGAAGAUCACGGUAACAUAGACAACAGUACGACCACUAAUCUCGCCAACGAGAAGAACAUAUUUAAUGAUAUUCUAUUCAUGCCAUGUAUGGAGAACAUGGACCAUGGCAAGACCUUCACUUUCAUGAGCACUGCGCACGUUAUGCUUUCUCGAGAGGCUGAAGACUCGAACUCAUUUGUGGAUUACAUCAUGAAAAUCGACGGGGAUUCAAUUUUGGGUGUGAACGCGCUACUAAAAUUUCUGCGAUUGGAUAAAGUGCCUUCGGAUAAGCCAGCCAUAUUUGGAUGUCAGUAUCUCUGGAGCCUAGACGAUUGGAGGAAAUUCAAAGCACCUGCCAAUAUGGACUACGGUCACUACAUGAAUGGUGGAGGUUACGGUUUCUCUCGUGUAGCUCUUGAUUUCAUCGCAACUAGUUCUUACGUACGCAACCACACAAUUGGAUACGAAGACAAGAUGUCCGGACUAUGGAUGAUGAAACUAGGGAGAAAAGCGAAAUGGUACAACAUGUGCGCACAUCCCACUGCGUUUAUCGACAGCACCUGGAUUAAGGACUCCGGCCGCUUCGGAGAACCGCUGACAACAGAAGUCGCCAUUGUACAUCACGUAAAAGAGGAACUUAUAUGGAAUUCUGUGCACAAGGAAGUGAAAAGGUUUGAAGCUCUAAAUAAGGGAGGAGACUAUACGGGAGAAAUGCAAUACGACUGCUCAUACUUGUCAGGGGCUAUCGAUUUGAAGUUCAAUUCUAAACGGCGGUGGUGUGAAAUGCCGUUGAAGACUUGAAAGUAUCAUCAAAUACUGCCGUUCACUCGGAUACUACCGAGUAACAGGGGUCGGAUAUAUUGCAUGCAAAUAUAUAUCGAAGACACACACACAUAACACGUUAUAUCUCGUGAAAUUACUUGUCAUACCUAAAUGUUGCAAUUUAUAAAAAUAUCGCUAUGCGCAACAGGACGAAAGAAUUAUACGCUUAGUUCGUAAGUAUUAAAUAAG